Messenger RNA from Penicillium olsonii, 1422 nucleotides. The record is from the annotation of a GenBank genome assembly. Lineage: Eukaryota; Fungi; Ascomycota; Eurotiomycetes; Eurotiales; Aspergillaceae.
AUGUCGGAAAUGAGAGCCGAAGGGCAACUCGCCCUGAAUGAGCAUCGUGGCCCGUCCAAUGCCUCUUCAACUGUGUACAAAAUCUGGACUCACUGUUGGUUCCAGAUCAUACUGAUCAGCUUUAUUUGCUUCUGCUGUCCGGGGAUGUACAAUGCGCUUUCGGGCCUGGGAGGCUCUGGCCAGGUGAAUCAAACCGUCACAGCCAACGCAAACGUUGCUCUGCUAUCUGCGACGGCUGCAACAGCACUUUUCGUGGUUGGCCCGAUAUUUGACCGCGUCGGGCCUAGAGUCUGCCUCUUGCUGGGAGGCUGGACGUAUCCUUUAUACUCUGGCAGCCUUUUGUGCUUCAAUGCAACGAAGAACGGGGCCUUUGUGAUUGCCUCCGGAGCAAUCCUAGGUAUCGGGGCGUCCUUCUUAUGGGUGGCUCAAGGCGCGAUCAUGACGACCUAUGUCUCCGAGUCGCACAAGGGGCGUGCUAUAGCAGCAUUUUGGAUCAUCUUCAACCUCGGCGGUGGUGUGGGAUCUCUUGCCAGCUUUGGGCUCAACUAUGACUCGAAAAGCGGCACGGUUUCAAACCAAACGUACAUCGCUCUUCUCGUCAUCAUGGCGGUGGGAUGGUUACUGGGGCUGUUGAUAUGUCCGCCCUCGUAUGUGCGAGGUACUCAGCUGCAGGAGACGCCGAAACCAGAGAAGAAUUGGCGACAUGUCGCUCGUCAAUCUUUCAAAACGAUCGUUGACUGGCGGGUCCUGUGUAUGCUGCCGCUCUUCUUCUCGGCCAAUGUGUUCUAUUCAUAUCAGCAGAACUCUGUGAACGGAAUGAACUUCGAUCUCCGCACACGCUCUCUGAAUAGUGCGCUGUACUGGAUCGCACAAAUGCUUGGAGGAUUGGUGAUGGGCAUGCUUCUCGACACCCCACAGCUCACGCGCCCCAUGCGAGCCCGUGUAGCAUGGGUGUUCCUGGUCGUGACCGGAAUGGCAAUCUGGGGAGGUGGCUACUCGUUUCAGAAAUGGUCGGAUUCGCGUUUGCGACAAGGCCUCAAGCAAGACAUUGACUACACCGAUGAUCAUAUUUCGGUGGGUCCCAUGUUCCUCUAUAUCUUCUACGGCGCGUACGAUGCGUUUUGGCAGUCGUUCUGCUACUGGCUCAUGGGAGCCCAGUCAAAUUCGCCUGCGGUUGCUGCCGUUCUCGUUGGGGCAUACAAGACCUUCCAGAGCGUUGGGAGUGCUAUGGCGUGGCGUGUGAAUGCAAUCAACACGCCUGCCAUGACUCAAUUCGCCAUGAACUGGGGUCUUUGUAUGGGGUCCCUCUUCAUCGCCAUCCCAACGGUGCUGGCAACUACUGUGACGAGCGAGACUGAUCCCACAACAGAGGCAAGCUCGUCCGUGGCAGAGAAAUUUGACGAGGAGGCAAAAGCAGGUUGA